Messenger RNA from Xiphophorus hellerii (green swordtail), 1775 nucleotides. RefSeq names its product corticosteroid 11-beta-dehydrogenase isozyme 2-like. NCBI's taxonomy places the organism in Eukaryota, Metazoa, Chordata, Actinopteri, Cyprinodontiformes, Poeciliidae. The record is from RefSeq and is a predicted model, not a curated record. Gene Ontology annotation, molecular function: 11-beta-hydroxysteroid dehydrogenase (NAD+) activity. Gene Ontology annotation, cellular component: intracellular membrane-bounded organelle. Gene Ontology annotation, biological process: glucocorticoid metabolic process. The coding region runs from base 213 to 1421 and encodes 402 amino acids. The transcript has 5 exons.
CAGCCUCUAUAUAUUGAGCAGUGGAGCCGGCGGGCUGCACUCUCCUGUAGACAGUCAGAGAGAGAGGAGUGUGUUCAGCAGAGAGAGAGAGAGGAGUGUGUUCAGCAGAGAGAGAGAAGAGUGUGUUCAGCAGAGAGAGAGGAGUGUGUUCAGCAGAGAGAGAGAGAGGAGUGUGUUCAGCAGAGACAGACUGAAGCGACCCCUGGAACACGAUGGAUGACUACAACCUUCCCUUCUGGAUCUACCUGGCCGUGGUGACGGCAUGUGUGGGCGGGGCCAUGAAGAAGAUCCUGGCGUCCCACCUGAGCGCGGGGCCCACCCUGGUGGCCUGGCUGGGGGCCACGGUUCUGGUGGAGCGGCUGUGGGCGUUCUGCCUGCCGGCCGUGCUGCUGCUGGUUCUGCUGGUCGUCGUCUGCUGCGUCCGCUCCGGCUCCGGGACCGGCCCGCCGCCCGGCCCGCCCGCGGAGGGCAAGGCCGUCUUCAUCACAGGCUGCGACACCGGCUUUGGGAACGCUGCAGCGAAGCAUCUGGACUCUCUCGGUCUGGACGUUUUUGCCACCGUUCUGGACCUGACGGGAGACGGAGCCAGAGCUCUGCGGAGAAGCUGCUCAUCCCGCCUCACCCUGUUGCAGGUGGACAUCACGCAGCCGCAGCAGGUGCAGCAGGCGCUGCUGGACACCAAGGCCAAGCUGGGCCUCCGAGGUCUGUGGGGUUUGGUCAACAACGCAGGAGUGUGUGUGAACUUAGGAGACGCAGAGCUGUCCUUGAUGUCCAACUUCAGAGGCUGCAUGGAGGUCAACUUCUUCGGCACGGUGAGCGUAACCAAGAGCUUCCUGCCGCUGCUACGACAGGCCAAAGGUCGCAUCGUCAACAUCUCCAGCCCAACAGGUGACCAGCCGUUCCCCUGCCUGGCGGCGUACGGAGCGUCCAAGGCGGCGCUGAACCUGUUCACUGAAACCCUGAGACAUGAGCUGGUUCCCUGGGGGGUCAAAGUGAGCACCAUCCUGCCGUCCUCAUAUAAGACAGCUCCCUCCAGCAACAACGCCUACUGGGAGCAGCAGCACCAGCAGCUCCUCCAGAGUCUGCCUCCGGCGCUGAUGGAGGAAUACGGCGAGGACUACAUCGUCGAGACCAAGAACCUGUUCCAGAACUUCGCCGAGCACGCCAACCCAGACCUCAGUCCCGUGGUGGACGCCAUCGUCCAUGCGCUGCUGUCGCCGCAGCCGCAGCUGCGCUACUUCGCCGGGCGCGGCCUCGGCCUCAUGUACUUCCUGUACAACUACUGUCCAAUCGGCAUCAGGAACCGCUUCCUGCAGAAACGCUUUCUGAAGAAGACGCUGAUGCCACGUGCGCUGAGGAAGCAGGAUGGGUCUGCAGGCGAACCUGGACCUCAGCAACAACAGCAGCAGCAGCAACAAUGAGGAUGAGCUGCAGAAGCCAGAGGAACUCUUCGCUCUGGAUCCCACUGCUGGAAGGACACAGAGAAACAGAAAAGAAACAACAAAUCUAGAAACCACAGAGGUGACAAGAACAGAAGUUCCUAAAUAUUUCAGAUAUAUAUCAGAAACCAAUCAAUAACCAAUCAGACAUAUUCACAUUUAUGGUUUUAAUAAACUACUUUUCAGACUUUUUUCCAGAUAAGGAGCAGUUGCUUUGUUAAAUUUAACUGAGUUAAUAGACAUCAUUUUCUGUGUCCCUAAGGGAGACAAGUGGAAUAAAUUUAUACUUGACUUUGAUCAAAUAAUAAAAAUGAUCAACUGUUGAGUUCUUUUCUU